UGUAAUCACGUUUGCAAGCAGGACGCGUUAGUGCAUUUAGGUUAAUUCUUCAAAAGUUUGUUAUUGAGGAGUUCCCUAUUUAUAUAAUAAAUAAAAUACGAUGGAGAAGCUUGCGUCGGCUAAAACGUGUUUUAAACUGUUACAGGUUAUGCCCGCAGUGCAGCUGGCGGCCUCUCUUCCAGGUGGCCUGGGUGUUUUGGCUCCUCCGCUACAGAAUAUGAUCCAAAUGCAGCAGGUGCGCCACCGACAGACCAAGCACUGGAAACCCGAGUUCAAGCGCUUGCGCAAGCUGAAAUUCGUGAAGAUGGAUCUUCCAAAUUUGCGCGAGAAACAGGAAGACAUUAGCAAGGAGGAAAUGCGCAGUCGGAUGAAGGAACGUGGUGUCUUACCGCCACGUCCAUGGAUGGAGCGCCCCUUUCACAUUAGCUGCACGGGCGGCAUAUUCGAAGCUUAUGUUCCUCCCGAAGGCGAUGGCAAGAAGUCAAUCAUCUCGACAUCGGGUGCCAAGCAGAAGCUGGAAUUCCUUGAGAAAAAGUCGAAGAGCCUAAUGGCUGUACGUAAGAUUCGUUCCUACGAGGAGAGUUUUAGCACCGACGAGUUUGGGUCCGAGGCCCAGGACAUCUAUAUUCAGGCCCACACGCACAUGGCAGCCAAGGAAAAAUAUAAGAUCCGUGAGUUUGUCAGCGAACGUUGUUAUCCAGAAAUGAUGCAUAACGUUAAGGACAAAACCAUUCGGUGGAAGUUCCUCCAGUCGCUAGAACCACCUCGAGUUGUUCAUGCCCGUGUGACAGAGGUGAUUACCAAGGAGAACCAGUUCGCUCAGGUCACUGUGCGCUUCCACAGCCAACAAAUGCUGGCUAUCUACGAUCGUUUUGGCCGGCUGAUGCAUGGAAGCGAGAUUCUUACCAAGGACGUACUCGAGUAUGUGGUGUUUGAGAAGCACAUCUCUAACGAGUACGGUAAAUGGCGUCUGCACGACAAGAUCAUCCCAGAUUGGCUGCCGGCCAAACAGCCGGCUCCCAUUACAUAUCGCCUUAUUGAAGAUGUUGAAGAAGAGCCCCCCAAGGAACUAGAAGCCGGUGAGGAGGCGAAACAACUGGAAUCAAGCAGCGAACAGCCCAAGGAGCAACUGCAGCUGGCCACUCCUGUUGAGAGUCGUGCGAAACCGUCCCUGAGCAUUUGAUUGUACUUUUUGUGGGCCGCCUGGCGGCUCAGAAGAAUGCGCGUUAAUGUUGUCAAAUGAUUUUGAGCCGCUGUCUGGUUAAAUUAUAAUUUUAAAAGUUA
This is a messenger RNA of Drosophila eugracilis, 1284 nucleotides long. It is a transcript of the gene mRpL45, whose product is annotated as probable 39S ribosomal protein L45, mitochondrial. The transcript is spliced from 2 exons. The record is from RefSeq and is a predicted model, not a curated record. Gene Ontology annotation, cellular component: mitochondrion. NCBI's taxonomy places the organism in Eukaryota, Metazoa, Arthropoda, Insecta, Diptera, Drosophilidae. The coding region runs from base 101 to 1183 and encodes 360 amino acids.